Molecule: messenger RNA, 403 nt
Organism: Paramecium octaurelia
Lineage: Eukaryota; Ciliophora; Oligohymenophorea; Peniculida; Parameciidae
Source: the annotation of a GenBank genome assembly
AUGUAAGAUCAUCCACAUAAGUUGAACAUGGGACACAUACAUACAGUUUAAUUAAAUAAAAUCUACUAUUUUAAAAAGUAAGAUUAUUUCUGAAAAAAAUAAUAGAUAUAGAGUGGCCCUAAAAUUGCAACCAUUAAUACAAGUUUAGCAGUAAGUUUUUUCAACACUUGUUAAAUUAUUAAAAGUUAAUUUUACAACUGAAUUAUUGUUGGCUUAGAGGGUUGAAGUCUGUAGUUUAAUAAAUUUGAAUAGUUUUCUCAAAGAUACAGAGGCCUUUAGCAUGACGCAUUACAAAAUAUACGGUGUGAUUAUUGUUGUUUUUUAGGAAUAUUACAUAAUUGGCAAUUGUUAGUACUUCAUUAAUCAGGUCUUUUAAUCCAACUUGUAUUUAACUGGGAUGUGA